Molecule: messenger RNA, 864 nt
Organism: Dictyostelium discoideum AX4
Lineage: Eukaryota; Evosea; Eumycetozoa; Dictyosteliales; Dictyosteliaceae
Gene: sdhB
Product: succinate dehydrogenase
Exons: 3
Coding region: 1-864 (287 amino acids)
Biological process (GO): tricarboxylic acid cycle
Cellular component (GO): mitochondrial inner membrane
Molecular function (GO): electron transfer activity; 2 iron, 2 sulfur cluster binding; oxidoreductase activity
Source: RefSeq, a predicted model, not a curated record
AUGAUCUCAAAUGUUUUAAAGAGAGCCUCUGUUUUGGCUAGAUCAAAUGGCAUUCAAUCAGCCUUUUAUACUACAACUGCUAAAACUGAAGCAUCUUCAUCUCCACAAAUGAAAAUUAAAACUGCUGAAAAGAAAGAUCACUUUGUUAAUUUCCAAGUUUAUAGAUAUAAUGAAGAAACAACAGCAAAACCAUAUAUUCAAACUUAUAAUAUUAAUCUUAAAGAUUGUGGACCAAUGGUUUUGGAUGCAUUAUUAUUAAUUAAGAAUAAUAUUGAUCCAACAUUAUCAUUCCGUCGUUCAUGUCGUGAAGGUAUUUGUGGUUCAUGUGCAAUGAAUUUAAAUGGUAGCAACACAUUAGCAUGUACCAAAAAGAUCACCGAUUGUUUAUCAGGUGAUACAGUUAAAGUUUACCCAUUACCACACAUGCAUGUCGUUAGAGAUUUAAUUCCAGAUUUAUCACAUUUCUAUACACAACACAAAUCAAUUAAACCAUGGUUAGAGCCAGCCGUUGAUGUACCAAGAUACAAUGGUAAGGAAAUUCUUCAAUCAAAAGAAAACAGACAUAAAUUAGAUGGUCUUUAUGAAUGUAUUUUAUGUGCUUGUUGUUCAACCUCUUGUCCAAGUUAUUGGUGGAGUGAAGGUGGUGAUGGUGGUUAUUUAGGUCCAGCCGUCCUCUUACAAGCUUAUCGUUGGAUCGCUGAUUCUCGUGAUUCAAUUCAAAAAGAUAGAUUAGCAAUCCUCUCUGAAGAUCAAAUGAAAGUUUACAAAUGUCACACCAUUAUGAAUUGUACUGCUGUUUGUCCAAAAGGUUUAAAUCCAGGUAAAAGUAUUGCUAAUAUUAAAUAUUUAUUAGCACACAAUUAA